Molecule: messenger RNA, 4460 nt
Organism: Oldenlandia corymbosa var. corymbosa
Lineage: Eukaryota; Viridiplantae; Streptophyta; Magnoliopsida; Gentianales; Rubiaceae
Source: the annotation of a GenBank genome assembly
UAUUAUUCUUCUUCAUUCUUUCGUAUUAUAACUUCCGCUCCAAAUUUGACCAUCCUUCAUCACUUUCGCUGGUUCGCCAGAUUUGUACUGUGUUUUGUCAGAAAAAAAAAAAGAAAAACAGUUUUGAUUGAUCCUUACACACUGUUUUCAAUUUUCCGCUGCUUUGAAUUGCUGCAACUGUUUGAUUUCCAAGGGGUACAGCAUUGCAACUGUUCGUUUGGCUAUCUUUUUUCCUCAAAUAGGGAGCGUGGAGUACUUUAAAAGCUCCAUCCGAGUUGUAAGUGUUUCACAAAAGAAAAGGAGUUUAUGUGUUUCAUGAAUUUCAUCUCUUUUUGUGUCUUUAGUUUAAGAUUCCUUGCAAUUCUUUACUGGUGAUUUCGUUGCUCCGUUAUUUGCUCUAGACUUACAGGAGGUCUGUUCAUUGCAUUGUAGGUGUUUGAUUUUAUGUCUAGCUGAAUUUUUAAUGUAUAUCUAGUGAAGAAUUAUAUUUUUUCGUGCUUUCAUACAUUGAGCCUUUUUUUUUUUUUUUUUUUUUUGUUUUUGAGAAACAAGAAUUAGCUCGACUUGAAGUGCAUAUUUUUUAAAGUUCAAUAUAAUCUGGACUUGAUUUAAUAAAUAGUGACGCGUUUAUAAUACUGAUGAUGAAUAUGAAUAUCACUUUUUUCAUACUUUCAUGUAUUUCAAUUUUGUUCAGUUCGAGAUUUUUAACUUUCAAAUCUUUGAACAUAAGGCAUGAUUAAAGUAUCUCUAAUUCUCCGUGUAUGAGUUUCACUGUCAGUUCUUAAAAAUGACACCAAGAAGGUAAAGCGAAAUUUAGUAGCGUUAUCAUUGUGCACGAAAUUAUUUAGGAGACAGAGUGCUUUCAUAAAUCUCUAUCAAUAUGGAAUAUCUACUUCUUACAAUUGUCCACAAACAGGUGCACGUUCUUGUUCAUAAUUGUGUACAGAAAUUUUACCUAAGAGUGAGUAAGAUCAUAAAUUCUGUAUAGGAUUGUGAUUGUGAAUGCAUGUCCAACAAAAUCGUAGUGUUUAAAAUAAUCCGGCUUCCGGUUAGUUUUUAAUAAUACUCCGUAUAAUAGAAGAAAUUGCCGGGUCUCUGACUUUGGUGGAUUAAUACGGUUCGGGUUAUAAUAGAAAAUGGGUCGAUAGAUAUUUAAUAGUUAACUUCUACCUCCCCUUUUUAGAUAUCCGCCAUUUUUCUGCAGCUUUUCUUCACAGUUUUCAUAUGGUUCUCUUAUCAUUCUUGGUAGCUCAACAAAAGGCUCAUCAGUUCAGAAUCUAUUGAGAAUAAAUAUUCUCCGCUUCCAUUUGCAAGAAGUAUCCUCUAUUGCGACUGUUUAUUGUCCAUAGGAAUUGUUUUUUUUAAGUUGAGAAGUAUUCUGUAUUGUGGACAAUUGAAAGCCAGAGGUUGAAAUCAUUUGUAGGAAAUUUUGUGGGUUUAUUUACGUAUGAGUAGAAGUGUGAGAUUUAAGGUUCAACUUUAUUGAACUUGAAUCUAGGUAUUCACAGGAAUUCAUCUAUAAAGCUUUAUAUUCUGUGGUGGAUGGCUUCAUGAUGGAAAUGGGAUUGAAUUCAUGUUUAUUCUUUAUUUUCUUAUGCAUAUUUUUGUUGAAAAGUUCAUAAUCAAUUUUUCUUACAUGUUAAAACUACCUCAAACUUGGUUUGUUUACUGGUCUCUUCCAUGCUGUCCUGUGAUACAGCUGUUGAAAUUCCACCAAAGAUGGAGGUGGGGCUUUGAAGUUGUGUUGUUGAAUCCCCUUUGUGCAGAGAAGAUCAAUGUUCAUUCUUCCCCGUUUCCUCUCAUUAUCAGCUCCAGCCAAAAGACCUGAUCACUGGCUCUCGUUAUGCCUCUCAUUCACCACAUCAGUAUCCUCAGCAGAAAAGAUCAUGACCCGUUUGCAGAAUGACGGGUCCAACAUGGAAAAUUCUCUCAACAGAAUCAAAAUUUCUCUUGAUGCAACGUGUGUUGUCGAAAUUUUAGAGAGACUUUCCUUGGAUAAGCAUCAUUUGGGUCUUCGGUUCUUCAUUUGGGCUGGCCUUCAACCCAGGUUGCUUAUUGAGAAGGGAGAGGUUGACGAAUCACUGAAUUUGAUGAAAGAAAUGGGUUUGAUUGACCUUUAUCCAGAUAUGAUCACAUAUACCUGUGCUAUUAAGGGGUUAUGUGAUUUGGGUAGGUUGGAGGAUGCCUGCAGGUUGGUUAAGGCUAUGAAAGGACACGGCUGUUUGCCAAAUUCGAUUGUAUAUUCAGCAUUACUUGAUGGGCUCUGUAAGUUUGGGACUUUCGAGAGGGCGAUCGAGAUGCUGACUGAAAUGGAGAAGGAAAAUGGGGAUAAUAAGCCUAAUGUGCUUACUUAUACAACUUUGAUUCAAAAUUUUUGCGAGAAGGGUCAGUCUAUGAAUGGCUUGCGAGUUUUAGAUCGAAUGAGGGACUUUGGAUGCAAACCAAAUAGAAUCACAAUGAGUGCUCUAAUCAAGGGACUUUGCUCAGAGGGGCACCUAGAAGAAGUCUAUAAGGUCAUUGAUAAAGUAGUUGGAUAUAGUGUUUCUUAUGAUGAAUGUUAUAGCUCGCUUGUAAUCUCCCUAUGGCAGAUUGGAUACAUUGAAGAGUCAGAGAUGAUUUUCAAGAAAAUGUUGGCUCGAGGAUUCAGGCCUGAUGGUGCUGCUUCAAGUACUGUUAUGAGGCAGCUUUGUUUAGCAGGUAGGCCGUUAGAUGCUUUUCACUUGUAUGAAGCAAUCGAGAAGUCAGGAAACGUCACUAUUGAUACUGAUCUCUAUUCAAUUCUUUUGGUUGCACUUUCUGAAGAAAAACAUAUACUGGAAGCUGCUAAGUUGGAGAAGCUAAUGGUGCAGAAAGGUCUCCAAGUGGAAACACCUUGUGUUGACAGUGUUUUGAACAUCUGAAACGUACUCAUGAAGAAUAACUGUUAUCCUAAACUGUUUGGAUUAAUAUAUGAUUGGGGAAACCUUUGCUCAUUUUCCCCUCUGAUGGGUGACACCGAAUUUAAGCCCAAUUGUUGUUGAAUGAUAUAACUGCUUUUUGAAGGAACACUUUGGAAGUGGGCUAGUAGCUGUUUGACAUUGCUAUUAUAUCAAAGUGCAAUUUUUGGAUUUAGCAGCAUCAUAGACAGAUACAGUACGAAUCAAAAACAGAAAUGCCUGAUGAAUUGUUUCAUUUCCCACUCGUACAUUGAGAAGAACAUACGGCAUUAUGUACUUCUGUUAUGGACACACAGGAUAACUGCACUUAAUCUAGCAAGCUGGAAAGAGCAGCCGUUCCACACUGCGGGGAUCGAAGUGGACCUUGAAUAGUCUUCCUUUGUAUUUGGAUGCUCAGAGAAUUUAUUCAUUAUCUGCUUGCGCAGUUCAUGGAGAAUAACUAGGUUUCAUGUAGAAGCUGUCAAUCUGGAAGUAGCUGCAGCUGCUCUAGAAGUUUGAGAUGGAAUUGACUUUUUAUGACGAUUAUGGACAAAGAGCCUCGGCACGAGCCUCUUCCAUGUUAGGGCUCUUGUUCUGAUAUUGUACUCAGGCGGGAGUUGCCAAAGUCCACAUAGUAGAUGGUGAGAUUCUCGCAAUUGAGUUUUGCCUUUAGAAGUAAUGCUACGGACACAUUUUGACGGGAAUGCUUAUUACUCUGUAACCUAAAUGAUCUGCUUAUGCGAGGUUUCAUUUUCUUUUGGCAAUAUAUAGAUUGCUUUUGGCUGCAAAUGCAAAUGUAGUGUGCCAUCUUUCACUACAUCAAUAUCAGCUUCUCAUUUCGUCUUAAGGAUCACAAUUAAGAGAAAUGUGCAUCUGGUAUAUUUAUAGUUAAAUAGAUCAGCACUUAUGAUGCUUCUGUAUUAUUUCAUCAUUCUCAGUAGAUUUGCUAUCCGUGUUACAAAAAGGGUUACUGUCGAACACCCCUGUUUUGGUACAUGAUAAAUGAAUCUUUCCAGCCUAAUCUCCAGUGACCUAUGCUAAAUGGCACAUUCCAUGCCGAGAUAAAGAUAAAUGUAAAAGAAUUGAACAGCAAAGUUUGUGGGAGAUUGAUGACACUUUCCUAUGGGAGAAAUGUUUCUGCAAAAGCUCUCCCAUUAGCUGAGUUGAAAACCAGUUUUGGUGUUCUUAGCUGAUCGAUCCUCUCUCCAGCCUUGUCUGUUUUUUUUUUUUUUUUUGCCUCUUUUAUUCCACUAGAUCAAGUACUCAUAAUAAACCAAGAAAAGCGCAUCAGGAGUAUCUUUAGGAAGACUAUUUAUAUAAAGGUGAAACCGCAGCAUAUCCUCCUUCACUAGACUUUCCCUAUCAGCUACCUCUUUGUCACAUGUGAGAACCCACAGGUCGCCGGAGUUUACUCGCUUCAGGCUGCCUCGGCAAAAGGGGCAUGAAGCUGAUCUUAGACUCCUGGGGAACCGGAAGCAAGCAACACUUCUGUAAGAACAACUCUUUUCUUGCUUUUUGUGUGUGUGUGUGUGUGUGUGUGUGUGU